Molecule: messenger RNA, 582 nt
Organism: Cylicocyclus nassatus
Lineage: Eukaryota; Metazoa; Nematoda; Chromadorea; Rhabditida; Strongylidae
Source: the annotation of a GenBank genome assembly
AUGGCACCCCGAUCAGAUGAUUCAGAAUCUCCAAUGAUUAUUCGAAAAUGGCACAAACCAAGCCACACCGUUACUCUUGCCUGCACAGUUGCUUCAGUAGAAGGAAGAGCUCCUCUGGUCGCUUUUGGUGGAAUUAUUGAUGGAGAAUGGCAGAUGUUGUUGAACAAGCAUGGAAUGCAUCAAAGGGCACGGAAUAAUUUGUUCAAAGUUUCCGAAAUUGUUCCAUUGGCAGAAGAUAUAAACAGGAAUACCUCCAUCAAGUCCAGUUUUGACGACGUAGCCGACAUAGAACUGCAUGUGCACCUUAUCCAGGAAGAAGCUUCUUUGAGUGUAGAGUAAUCGACAUUCCCACUCUUCUUCUAUUUGCUUAUUCUACAUGUGUACAAAUUUUGCCCUAUUCGUAGUUUGCUUUCACUCCUCGAAGAGCGGAUUCAAUUAUCGUCUUACUAAGUAAUCGUGUUCAGUUCAUAUUUAUUUUUGUCAUGACUUCAUAUUUAUUUCCAUCAUAACCAUAUGUAUCAUUGCGUCGUAUAAGUUUUCUAGAGAAAUUUCGUGAGAAACUGUCCACUAUUAUUGUUGUGU